This is a messenger RNA of Neospora caninum, 1656 nucleotides long. RefSeq lists its product as hypothetical. Lineage: Eukaryota; Apicomplexa; Conoidasida; Eucoccidiorida; Sarcocystidae. The transcript is spliced from 3 exons. The record is from RefSeq and is a predicted model, not a curated record. The coding region runs from base 1 to 1656 and encodes 551 amino acids.
AUGAGUCAGCAAAGCUCCUGGAGGAGCCGUCGAGGUCUCCGCUACUGCCCACGUGAGACAGAUCCUUGGGGGAUCUCAGCAGUCCGUUCUUCUUCUUCCCUCUCUUCUCCUUCUUCUGCGCCUCUGGCUGUUUCGUCUUCCUCGUUCCCCGCUUCGUCGCCGUCCUCGUUUCCUUUUGUCUCGCCCUCUUCUUUGCGACAGUCUCAUCGCUCUCCUGCGGCCUGUCCCUCUCCGGCUUCUUGGCCUCACUCUCCAGCCUCGGAGACGAACCCCGCCUGGGGCCAGAGUCGCGAGAAGGCUAUUUUCCCCCCGGCCGCUUUGGAUGCGUCGGACGCGUCCCUCUCCGCGGCAGAAAGCGAGGCAACUCUGCGAGACGAAGACGACGCGAGGGAACAUUCCGGGACGCGCAGGUCCGCGCGAAAUCUACAAGACGAGCGAAGGACGAGACGAGAAGAACGUGCAGACCCCGCGGGGAUGCCCGACGAGAGACGCCCUCCACAGGACUCAGAAGCAAAAAACAGACAAUCCCACUUUGACACAGCCCUCUACGAAGCCUUUCAGGACGGCGCCUCCUUCGCGCAAAUGCCAUGGCGUGUCCUCGACGCGUCCCAGCCGUGGCUACUGAAGGGCCGCCUUGGGGCUGCGUGCGAGAGAACCGAGCUGGCGAGCGAAGAAGGUCGACUUGAAAACCGAAGCCGGUCUCCGUCCUGGAGCUCUUCUCGUGAGGCGACCGGUGCGUCAGGCCUCGACGCUGGGAGAAGAGACGAAAACGACAGCUGGAAACUUCUUCUUCUCCUCACAGACUGUCGCUUCUGCUGGGCAGCGGGGUUCGCUGCGGCAGAUCUCGCCCGUCUCCAGGCGUCUCCUCUCCUGCGGCAACAGCUCUAUCUCCCCUGCCUGGCGCUGCUCAGGCUCUACCAGUCUCUGCUCCUCCGCCUGCAGUCCCAGCUUCUGUCUCGUGCGAGCGCUGGACAGCUCUCAGAAGAGGAGACCGCAGCGCGGGCCGAGGCGACGCUCACGCAGCUGAUUCAGCGCGAAGUCGACGCGCGCUUGUGCCCCGUCACGGCCUUUCCCGAUCCAGAGACGCCAGGCGAUUCGCUCUCAGCCAGGCACGUGGAAGUUCUCACUUUCUCUCCGUGGCCGAGCAUCGACAUCGCGCAGGCUUGCCGGUGCCUCCGAGGAGACGCGCCUCUCAGUCAAAACGAGGCGUUUGCAGAGCAAGGCUGCGAGACUGCGCCGCCCGCUUCUGACUGGACCAUGCCGACAGCUGUUGCGUACUUUGCUCUCACGAGAAGGCUCCUGCCGCCGCGCUGUUCGACUCCGGAGGAGUUUCGAGCCUCCGCGGCGCUGCGGGCGCAGUUCGUCGGAAGCGAGACGCUGCAGCGAGAGGCGCACAGUGUACGCACUGCAUGCAAGAGGAAAGUCUGGAGAGAAGGAGACACUUUCAUCGGGACCGGGGAAGGCGCGACAGCGAGCGCAGAGGCCCAAGGGGACAGCCCGCCUCGGGGGGGCGCAGCGGCGUCCCGGUGGCGCGAGAAGGAAGGGAUCAUUCCAGCGACAAAAAUCGUCAAAAACCGAAAGAGGGAACGAGAGACCCCAGAAACGCGACGGAGGCUGCGCUUCUCAGGAAACAGUCCCGGCGGGAACCAAGUGUAG